Pygocentrus nattereri (red-bellied piranha) is the source of this 1432-nucleotide messenger RNA. RefSeq names its product phytanoyl-CoA dioxygenase domain containing 1 (gene phyhd1). The record is from RefSeq and is a predicted model, not a curated record. Bases 162 to 1043 code for a protein of 293 amino acids. The transcript is spliced from 12 exons. Lineage: Eukaryota; Metazoa; Chordata; Actinopteri; Characiformes; Serrasalmidae.
UUAGUGAAGUCCCAGUGCAGAAAGGGAGACCGCAACUAGCUGAAGCUGGAGCAGGAGGUGGAACAGCGCCAGCCAAUCGUACCGCAGGAACGGGCCUCGUCCGAAAACGGGUGGGAAGAGAAACGACGCUGCUGCCUCUCUGCUGGAGCGGUGAGCUGGGCAUGGACGCGUUAACGGAGCAGGACGUUAAGAAGUACCGGGAGGACGGGUACCUGGUGCUGGAGGGAGUCUUCAGCCCGGAGGAGUGUGAGGAGCUGCGGGCGAGGAUGAGGCAGAUCGUGGAGCGGAUGGACGUUCCCUCACACUGCCGCACUCAGUUCACCACGGACCACGACGAGCAGCUCAAGACCCAGAUGCAGGGAAAUGCAGACUACUUCAUCACGAGUGGUGACAAGAUCCGUUUUUUCUUCGAGAAAGGAGUCUUUGACGACAAGGGGGAGUUCACUGUCCCGAGAGAACACUCACUAAACAAAGUUGGGCAUGCUCUCCAUGCCCACGAGCCUCUGUUUAAGUCCAUCACUCACUCUCCUAAAAUCCAGACGCUGGGUAAGAAGCUGGGUCUGAUCAGCCCUGUUAUUUUGCAGAGCAUGUUCAUUUUCAAGCAACCAGGCAUCGGUGGAGAAGUGACUCCUCAUCAGGACGCGACCUUCCUGUACACGGAGCCUCUGGGCCGGGUGAUGGGAGUGUGGAUCGCUCUGGAGGACGCAACUCUCCACAACGGCUGCCUGUGGUUCAUACCGGGGUCGCACAACAAUGGAAUCACCAGGCGAAUGGUGCGGACCCCUAAAGGCUCGUUCCCUUUGACCGAUUUCAUUGGUCGGGAGCAGAUUUAUGAUGACGGCCUCUUUGUACCAGCACCUGUGAAGAAAGGUGGGCUGGUUUUGAUCCACGGUGAAGUCGUCCACCGCAGCGCCGAGAACACGUCUGACGCCUCACGCCACGUUUACACGUUCCACAUCAUGGAGUCUGAAAACACCUGCUGGAGCCCUGAGAACUGGCUACAGCCAACAGAGGAGCUUCCAUUCCCCUCACUCUACAUGUAAAACCAGCACAGUUAAACCCAAACUAUAACAGGCCUGAUAGUUUUGUUAGAUCUUCUUUAAGGGCAAGUCCACUGAUUUUUCAAAAUUACUAUGUGGCCUGUGGAAAAUUAACAUAGAACAAUGUGCCAGACACCCUGGAGUGUCUUCAUAACCAUUUCAUGUAAUAACUUUCUUUGUGGAAGCAUUUAGAGGCAUCAAGCUCUUCACAUCUGAAUGGCUUUGUUGACGUCCUCACCAUUUAAUCAUGCAGAAAUUCUGAAAAUCAGUGGGAUUCCCCCGUAACGCUUUAGGCUAAUAUUCAUGCGUAUAACAGUGGAAAUUGUACCGAAUCCUAUUUUGAAAUGAAAUGAACUGAAUGAAUAAAACUUCCUUUCCAGUUGUCCCAUUUA